Oncorhynchus kisutch (coho salmon) is the source of this 1192-nucleotide messenger RNA. RefSeq names its product beta-crystallin A1-like. The transcript is spliced from 5 exons. The record is from RefSeq and is a predicted model, not a curated record. The coding region runs from base 88 to 696 and encodes 202 amino acids. Gene Ontology annotation, molecular function: structural constituent of eye lens. Gene Ontology annotation, biological process: visual perception; lens development in camera-type eye. NCBI's taxonomy places the organism in Eukaryota, Metazoa, Chordata, Actinopteri, Salmoniformes, Salmonidae.
CCCACACACACACCUCCCUGGCAGAGCGCUUAGUGGAACCCUGCGAAACACACAGCUUACGUUUUAGCACUGAGACAGAAGGACAUAAUGGCUCUGACCAACCCAAUGAACCCUGUGAACCCCAUGCCCAUGGGCCCAUGGAAGAUCACAGUGUACGACCAGGAGUACUUCCAGGGAAAGCGUAUGGAGUUCACUGCCUGCUGCCAGAACAUAAUGGAGUGUGGCAUGGAGAACAUCCGCUCCCUGAAGGUCGAGUGUGGAGCCUGGGUUGGGUAUGAGCACUCCAGUUUCUGUGGCCAGCAGUUUGUCCUGGAGAAGGGAGACUACCCCCGUUUUGAGGCCUACAGCGGCAGCAACUCCUACCGCAUCGAGAGGAUGAUCUCGUUCAGACCCAUCUGCUCCGCUAGCCACAAGGAGUCCCGUAUGACCAUCUAUGAAAAGGAGAACAUGAUUGGUCGCCAGUUUGAGAUGUGUGAUGACUACCCCUCCCUGCAGGCCAUGGGCUGGUUCAACAACGAGGUUGGAUCCAUGCACAUCCAGAGCGGAGCCUUCGUGUGCUACCAGUUCCCCGGCUACCGUGGCCACCAGUACAUCAUGGAGUGUGACUGCCACGGAGGAGAGUACAAGUGUUACCGUGAGUUUGGCUCCCACGCCCAGACCCCUCAGAUCCAGUCUAUCAGGAGGAUUCAGCACUGAGCAGGAAACACCUUCUUCAUCCCUCCUCCUCUUCUUCUACUUCCUACUCCUCCUCCCUCUCUUCUCUCCCCUCUCCUACUACUCCGCCUUAUACUCUGCCUCCUCUCCCUCGCCCAUCCCGGUUCCGCUGGUCCAGCUAGUCCAGGCAGGAUUGCGGGCCGGGCCUCAGGUGCUUACCGGCGACGUCAAAUGUUCACGGUGCUUAUUUUUUAAACCAUCAUGAAAAACAAAGGAAGAACGAAUUGAAAGACAGGGAAUUACAGAGAUGAGAGAAAGAGUAAUGAAUCCUCAACACCUCCCAGAGGCUGGACGCCAAACUUUUUUGCUCCUCUUUGUCCACGACAUCAUCAUUAUCAUCAGCUUCUUCUUCAUCAUCAUCAUCAUCAUCAUCAUCAUCACCACUAUUGCCUGUCACUGUAGUUGUGAUGGUAAACAUUGUAUGAGACUGAUGAAUAAAGAGAACAAGCAAAAGAAAGAGAGAAUAACAAGACAAUGA